Molecule: messenger RNA, 1420 nt
Organism: Mauremys mutica (yellowpond turtle)
Lineage: Eukaryota; Metazoa; Chordata; Testudines; Geoemydidae
Product: olfactory receptor 11A1-like
Exons: 1
Coding region: 1-951 (316 amino acids)
Biological process (GO): G protein-coupled receptor signaling pathway
Cellular component (GO): membrane
Molecular function (GO): olfactory receptor activity; G protein-coupled receptor activity
Source: RefSeq, a predicted model, not a curated record
AUGGCCAGUGCAGACUGGCGCAAUAAAACAGCUACAGAAUUCAUCCUACUGGGAUUUGGGGAUCUCCCUGAGCUGCAAAUUCUUCUCUUUCUUCUUUUUUCAGUGAUCUACAUUGUGACCAUGGUAGGGAACAUCCUAAUCAUUACACUUAUUGUAACUGAUCAGCACCUGCACACCCCCAUGUACUUCUUCCUGGGGAACUUGUCCUGCUUGGAGACCUGCUACACCUGCACCAUCCUGCCCAGGCUGCUGGCCAGUCUCCUGACAGGGGACAGAACCAUUUCUGUGCAGGGCUGCCUUACACAGUAUUAUUUGUUUGGUUUAUUUGGAGCCACAGAAUGUUAUCUCUUAGCUGCAAUGUCUUAUGAUCGGUAUUUAGCAAUAUGCAAACCACUGUACUAUGGAGCCCGUAUGAAUGGCAGAUUCUGUGUCCUGCUGGCCGCAGGGUCUUGGAUAAAUGGGUUUUUGCCUACUACCAUAACAACAUCUUUGAUGUCACAACUGCCUUUCUGUGGCCCUGGCAAGAUUGAUCACUUCUUUUGUGACUUCACCCCAGUGAUAGACCUCUCCUGCAGCGACAUCCGCUUGUUAGAACUUUUGGGUGUUGUCCUGUCGGGUGUAUGUUCACUGCCCCCAUCUCUACUAACUGUAACAUCUUAUAUUUGUAUCAUCACCUCCAUCCUGAGAAUGCCUUCCACCACCGGGCGGCAAAAGGCCUUUUCCACCUGCUCCUCUCACCUCAUUGUGGUUACAACUUUCUAUGGGACCCUGAUCAUUGUUUAUCUCCUCCCCAAAACUAAGAUACUGCGAGACCUGAACAAAGUGUUCUCCGUCUUCUACACCAUCCUGACGCCCCUUGUCAAUCCACUCAUCUACAGCCUGAGGAACAAAGAGGUAAAAAAGGCCCUAAAAAAAGCAGUCAGUAAAUUUAUGGCUUUUGCAAGAAUUUAGAGACAGUUAGGUCACUGUUUUAGCUGUCAAUGAAAUGGCAAUAAACUGAGGAGAUUUACUGAAUGUGGGAAACAGAUCUUUCUGUUUGGUGUUGUGCGGUUAUUUCUUCAGAAUAGCUAGUGAUGACUUGUGGCAAAGAAGAAUGAAGUUACUAACUAAAUAAUCAAGACUUCUCCAGGGUCAAAAAAAAUGAGUGAUAGCCUGACCCUGCUGAAAUGAAUGGCAAAACUUCCUUUGAUUUUAAUGGAGCAGGGUUUCACCUAGUAAAAUAACACACCUGUGAUGCUGUACCCCAUAAUGCAACACCAUUCAAAUGUAAUUUACCCAUUGUACCCACUUUAUAUAACAAUUGUUAUGCACGGUACAAAUAGGCUUGAAAGCAUUAGAUUUUAAUCUGUAAAUAUCAGUACAUGUUGAUUUCACCGUGCACACUCAAACUGUCGAAAAAAUAUUUCCAUAGAAAAUUAUA